GUUGGUACAGUUUAAGAGCACAAAAUGCCUUGUUGCUCUGCAGCAGCUGAUAAAGAGAAAGAGUGCUAAACUCGCUGUGAUAUGUGCAAUAUAUCCUGCUUUGUACCUUCGACAAAUUAUUAUGAGUAAAUUGUGAAUAUUCAGCAUGUGGGACAGCUGACUAGAAAUUGAAUUGCAGUGAUGUAAUGGCCUUUAAAUAAUUGAUAGGUGGAGAAAAGUAAAAGAGGCUGCGCUUUGGAAGAGAGGAAAAUCAAUGAGAAUGAGAGAGCACAUACGAGAAAGAAAGAGGUACGGACAGACAGAGAGAGAGAGACAGAGAGACAGAGGAGUGGAGGGAAUCAGAAGAGACAGGCGGUCAGGCAGAUGGAUGGGAACCCCACCCCGGCCUGUUUCCUCUCUGCCUGCUCAGCCCAGUGAUAAGCAGCCGGGGAGGAAGUCAAGUAUUAUUUCAUCAGGACAUGUGAGGGAGGAUGAUCGUUUCUGUUUGCUGAGGAAGAAUUAGUGAAGCUUCAGUGUGAUGAAGAUGUUGUCGGUGGUCAAGCCACAACCAGCCUCCAUCCGAUGACCUCACAGCCACCUGACACGCCAAAACAGCACCGAUAAUAAAGCUCUGAACGUUUCAGACAGAGCAGAGAGAUUCUACCAUUUUUGUAGCCCAAAGUGUGUGUGUCGCCCGGAGUGGCUUGAUUUGGAGAGUCCCAGGCUAUUAGCCCCCCCCCAAAGAGGUAGAGACACAGCAUUGAAAAGGAAGACUGUAACCCUGGAUGAAGGCCCUGUCCUGAGGCAGGGAGCACGACUUGGCUUUAGACAGCAGUUUGUGAAGCCUGUAUGCUGCUGGGAUCUUCUCCACCCCUUCUUCGCUUGUUAACACAUGUGAAAGACUUGCAUUUGUCCAGCUGACAGCUAGUUUGCUUUGUUGGACAUGUGGAUCCUGCCAACAGUACUUGUGCGCCCAUUUUGGAAAACUAUCUAGUGGUGAGAUUUCCAGCUCAGGGUUAGACCCAGCCAUGGAGGGUCUCGAGCAGCUUGACAUGGUGGGUGAUAUCAGCCCGGCCUUGGAGGCCACAGAGGACUUUAUCCACUGCAUGGAUGGGAUACAAGGCCAAGGUCCAAGCCAGGCUCAAACAGGGAGUGUCCAGCCUCCCAGGCAGCCCAAGCAGCUGCAGGAGGUGUCCAGCGCUGCGUUGGGAAAGCUGAGUUCCAGCGGCGUAUGGAGCCUGCUGGCCAGAGAGCAGCCGGAGGUGGGGCCCCUGGGCCUGGCCUGGGCUGACAAUUUCAGCGUCUUAGGCCUGGGGAUGGGCUUGCGGCAUGGCAAGAGAAGCCGGGCGCGCUCCACCAACGACCUGGCGGCCCACACCAAGGAGUGCACCAACAACACCGCCAACUCCUCGUCCCACUCAGCCUUCAAGAAGGGACACAACCGGUCCAGAUCUGAUGUAAACUACCGGCCCUCUGCUUUCACUGACAACGGACUGCCCGCUGUGGACUGCAACACCCUGAAGAACAUGAUCCUCAACCACCAGCAGGAGGCUGAUAAAAGCAGCAGUAGCAGUGUGGUGAAGCAGGGUGAGAUGGAGCAGCGCGAGGGGCCCCGGGGCCGCUGGACACCCUGCCACGUCGAGUUGACGCCAUGUGAGCUCCGGCUGUACACUCUGGACAGCAGCGCCAACCGCCAGCUGGGCACCGCCUACUCUCUGUCACACUGCCAGAGCGUCAUCUCACCAGCACCCUGCAGCCAGCCCGGCCAGAUCACCCAGCCCGCCGAUCAACGCACGCUGCAGGCUUUGUUCUUCAACAGCACGCGUCUCCAGCUGAGGGCGGCCAGCCAAUGGGAGGCCAUGGAGUGGAGGCGGCUGAUGUGGGAGAGGGUGCAGGCAGCCAGACCUGUGAGGCAGGAGAAUCGCCAGCGCAAGGCCGGAGUGGAAAACCAAAAGGUUGCCAAGUUUCCUGCUCCCAUGUCGCCCUCCUCGUCGCCGUCUCCGUCGGGGCUCGACACUAGACCUGAUGGUGAGAGCGACACCCCCACCUCAGCAGAGGCCUCACUCUCUCUUCAGACUAAUUCUGGCAUCUUGAGCAGACCCACCACCCUUCCUCUGUUCACCCAGCGCUGCCAGGAUGUCCUCAAAGCUGGUCUGCUCCACCAGCUGAUGGACCAGAACAACUGGCUGGCCUUCACCUUCGUCCUGACGAGAUCUGCUCUCCAAGCCUUCCCCACUGAAGGCCGGGGAUCUGUGUCCCAGCCUGUCCACCAGUACUCCCUGUCAUCAUGCUUGGCUGUACAGUACGAUCAGGAACCAGAGAUCGGAGAGCCAUGGACGGAUGGAAGGGAACGUUUCCAGGUAGUUUUCCCCAAAGAGGUGCUCCGACUUCGGGCAGACGAUUAUCUUAAGGCCCAGGAAUGGGUGGAGACCCUGCGAGAGGUGGCGGGAGCACAGAGGCCUGCACAAGAAGAAGGGGGAGAAUCGGGGGAAGGAGCUCCAGGCUUCCAGGGAGUGCUGCUGAGAUCUAAACCGUCUCGCGAGAGGAGGCAGCGGGAAGCCCAGAGAGCCAAGAGGCAGUCAGUCACCACCAGUUUCCUCAGUAUUCUCACCUGUCUGGCUGUGGAGAAGGGACUCACAGCUCAGAGCUUCAGAUGUGCAGGUUGUCAGCGUCCAGUCGGUCUGUCCAGAGGGAAGGCAAAGGUCUGCUACUACAGUGGCUGGUACUACUGCCAGAGCUGCCAUCAGGACAACUCCUUCCUCAUCCCUGCUCGCCUGCUGCACAACUGGGACACCAGCAAGCACAAGGUGUCCAAACAGGCCAAAGAAUUCCUGGAGUUUGUGUAUGAGGAGCCUCUGCUUGAUGUCCAGCAGCUCAACCCAUGUCUGUAUGAGCACUGUGAACCUCUCAGCACUGUGCUACGUCUCCGUCAGCAGCUACAGUCACUGCGGGCCUACCUGUUCAGCUGCCGGGCGACUGUUGCCGAGGACCUCAGACGGAGGAUCUUCCCCAGGGAAUACCUGCUACAACAUAUUCACCUGUACUCCAUGGCAGAUCUGCAGCAGGUGAUAGAUGGAAAACUGGCUCCCUUCCUGUCCAAGGUGAUCAAGUUUGCCAGUUCCCACGUUUUCAGCUGCAGUUUGUGUCGAGAGAAAGGCUUCAUCUGCGAGCUCUGCCACAACGGACAGGUCAUCUACCCUUUCCAGGAGAACGCCACCAAAAGGUGCGACGGCUGUGGCGCCGUCUUCCACACCGAGUGUCGACAGAAAGCUCAGCCGUGUCCUCGCUGUGUUCGCCGAGAGCUCCACCACAAGAGGCCGUCCUCCUUCUGGUCACCUGAUGACGACAGCCCCGGGUGUUUUCACCUGCCUUACCAAGACACCUGAGACACACACACCACACACACACACACACACAAUAACAGUUUGGGUACUGGACAAAGUGCCUGCUUCCUGAUUUGUGUGUUUCCAGGACAAGUUCUGUGACCGUUUUGGCCUAAAGAAGAGCUUGUGUUUCUGCGCGUUUACCUGCUAACACACACACACCUGAGCAGGGAGACAACCGACUGAAGAACUGCUGCACCAGGCUUUACAGACUGAACCACUUGUAUUUUGUAGUUAAACAUCUUCACACAUGUCAAGAAUCACCCUUGGCCAUCUUCAUUCCAUCACCACAUCACUACCUUCCACUUAUUUCUUAUCCAAGGAGUUAAACAUGUCAAAUCACAGCUGAUGAACUGGGCAACUUCAAACUGAUCGUUGGAAUAUUUUGGUGGUUUAUUCCACAUGCCCUUAAAGUCACGCUCCAGUUUAGUGAUGAAACGGUUUGUCAAUGGACAGAAAAUUGAAAGCGUCGCCUUGGCCUCUGGGAAUGCGUUGUCUUCGUUUACCGACUAAACUUAAGGAAAAAAAAAAAGGGAUGAAUCUGCAAUUAAAGUUCUCAUCAGCUGCAGGCCUGCUCAUGUUGAAGUGAUACAUGUGGCCGUAAAAUGUUUGUAGUUCAGCUCUCUACAGAGAACAGCAGCUGUUGUCAACUUGGAUUCACGUCAGUUACGACAAUAGAAUCAAAUAUUAAAGGGCGGGUUCACUUUUUUUCCCCCCCCAAGUCUGACUUAAACUAGGGUUUCUGUUCACAAUGCCCAAUGAAGAACCUGUUGGUAGUUGGUAUGAGGUUUCAACAGUCUUAAUCAAGUCAUAUAUUUUAUAUUCAAAGGUGUUUUUAGUGUAAAAUAUCUGUGUUACUGUCCCUCGGCCACAUCUCAGCAAGGAAACACUGUCAAAGGAACCAAAGAAGGGACCUAACUGUGGAAGACAUCCUGCUGAUUUGUCUAAGUGCUGACUGAAGCCUCAUAUUUACUUCCCAUCCAUAUUUUCAAUUAGCACAUUAAAAAAACUACAGUGGAAAAGCAGGAAAUUUAAAAAAAAAGUAUACAUAUAUAGAGCAAUGUUUUGACUCUUGGCUGAGGUCUGUGUGUGUAACCUUCCUCGUAUUGACACACGUGUCAAACAAAUUCAUGUUUCUCACCUUUUUGAGGUUUGACAGGAGCGUCCUCAUAUUUAAUCAUGUUGCUGCGCCUUCUUCUCCUGCAGCAGUUCAGUGGCACCUGACCUCCGCCUCGACAAACCAGCUCCUAAUAUACACAGAACAGUAGUGGAUGGAAACAUGCAUUAAUUCACAUUCUCAUCAACAUUCAAUUAGAGUUUUUUGGUUUGAUGGGCAUUUUAACUGUGCUGUGACGUAUUAGAGGUGAAUUUAUCAUGGGAAUAAAUCAAUAAAGUAAAAAAAGUUGUUGGUUAAAGCCCCAGCCCCUAACAGUCUAAAUCCACUGACCACGGCUGCUGUAUGUGAAGAAGCAAAAUACAAACGUUUUACAGGUCGAAUUCCUGAGGGAAGUGUGUGAUUAGACGUUUGGGAUUUAACUGGAACCAUUAGACCAAAUAAUCAUUAAAUACUUUUAAAUGAUAAAUCCCUCUGUCCUUUCUCUCUCUGUCCUUUAUCACAUCUCAUUCUCCUUUUCCUUCAAGUUAUUUAACCUGUAGAUGUGGAAUGAAAGACUUUGGUUAACUCACUCAUUUUAUCAGUGUUCCUUUAGGUAAAUGUAAAAUGUAAACAGACUAAUUUAAAAAGUCUUCACUGUACAAUAACCGGGGCAAUAAUAUACUGUAAAAUCUUUCAUUGUUGCCUUUUCCCUCCUCUCUUCCUCUGUGAUUCUACUUCCUGUUGUGCUUUAUUCAUGCAGAAUCUAUCAAACAUGAUAGCAGCUUUAGCUUUUAGUAUCUCUAUGCAACCUAGACGGCCUUUAUAACCCACUGCUUUCAUGUGUAAAGGUCUGGAGGCACUUUUCUUUACGUUUAGGUUUUGUUGCAGCAGCUGUUUUUCCAUCCAGUUUUAAGGAAGUUUACAGUCAAAAAUGUUUCAAAUGGAUUUCUGUGCGACACAAAAAACUGAACCUGAAAGGAAAAUGAAUUUUAAAACUUGAUUACAUUUCUACAUUUAUUCUUAGCCUAAUGGUUUUGAUUGUCAGCAGUAUUUAUAUUUAUGCAGUUUGAACAUGAAAAUGUGAAAAACAGGUGACACUUAACAUGAAGCCUACUUAUUAAUUUUUUUGUUUUCAUUGUUAUUUAUUUUUCAGAUUCAAGAAAUGAAAUAUGUUGUGUCUUCAAUGUUGCUGCAAACUCUGAUUUUAUAUGUGUCUGCUAAUUCACAGUUCCAAGCUAACGGUGGAUGUUUUGGAUGGAAAUGUAGCUGCUUCUGUUUUCUGUUAAACUGGUCUCAUAUUCAUUUCACUGUUAAUUUUUUGUGGUAAAAUCCACUCAGACUUAUUCUCCUCUUCUUUUUUUUUUUUUUCAUCUUUUCGAGCCAUAAAUGAACUUGUAAGGGAAUUUAUGUGUGGAUAAGCCAUUGUACUCAACACCCAGUUACUGGUGUGUUUGGGAAUGUGUAUUUUUUCAGACUGACAGUUAUUCAUGUUUAUGAAGUGUGUAGGAAAAUGUAGACUGAAACUAAGUAACCCAGUAGUUUAAAACAUGGCUGGAGAAGUGCACUGAUGUCAGCUGACUCAAAUUAAGUUUUAUUUUUACUUUGUUUUGAAGGUGAAACCUGCAGCCCUGUCAGGUGAUACUGAAAAUGAAGUGUUUACGUUAUUGUUGUCUGAUUGUGCCUGCUGCAUACAAAACUAGUGAAAAAGGUAGUGAAGUGUUCGGUAAAGUAUUUUUGAUAUAUGUUUUUUUUUUUUCUUGUUUGUGUACUAUGGAGUCCAACAGCUGUCAGGAUUUUUAUCUUUUCUUUUUCUUUUUAUAUUUGUGCACACAGAUUAGAGUUCUGUUUUUCUUUAAGUCAUUAAUUACUGCUAUACUGGGCUUUGUGGAUCUACUUUCUAUAUGACGCACGCUGACAGAGACCAUUGGUCUGGAAAUAAAAUAGAUGACCAAACCUGAACCUGGAUCCAGCCCAAAGCUUUACACAACAAAACAACCUGAACCUGAUAGUACUCUUAUCUCAGAUUACUAACGUCAGUAUAUGAAUUAAUAAAAUGUUGUAAAACAAACUGUUACCAUGAAAAGUAUGUUUUAGGGAUGUAAAUGUUAUUUAAUUGGUAAUUACAUGGUAUUCAUUAUUUUACCAAAUUGAAGAACAUACUGUACCAACUUCCUGUUGCUACUGAUGCCUAUUAGAGAGUAGUGAGUGAAUCUGUGUGCACAAAUGACCAAAACCUUAUAGUGUAGUCUGCCUGACUUGUUGAACUGAUCACUUUAAAAUGUUUAGCAGCAUUACUUGUCUUACACAGUCUGUCUAUUCAUCCAUACAACAUGGAACAUGGAAAUGCAGGUCUGUGGUUAAGGUUUUUUUUUUUUUUUUUUUUUUAAUGUCUUUCAUUUCAGUGUGGAUUGAGAAGCAUAAAUUUGAACACAGGAAUACAGGAGUAUGAUGUGUUUCAGCUGUGUUUUUUUUUCCAGGUAAUUUUAUAGCUAGUAACAACACACAGUUCUGACAAAACGUUGAAAUCUUAGCAUUGGUAUUUGCAGGAUGAGUACAGGACUGGAAGUGGGUUUUUUUGUAUGUCACAGGCACAUUAUGAUCAUCACAGCGUCUUUUACUUGACAUGCCUGGAAAAUAAUAUAUUGUACAGUAUUUAAGCAGAGUAACUGGAAACUCUUCUCUCUAUUGCACUUUUUUCACGUUUUUUUUUGUUUUUUAAUUAUUUUUUGUUUUAUCAUUGUUUGUUUUCAUCACAGCCAAACUCUUAUGCAACUACAGGGAGUUGAUUUUUGGAUUUGAUCAGCCUUUCCUCGUGUCUGGUUUAGUUCAAAUUUAUUUGCUAGCCACUGAUGCCAAUAAAAACAAACUAAAGUGAAA
Lates calcarifer (barramundi perch) is the source of this 7335-nucleotide messenger RNA. RefSeq names its product pleckstrin homology domain containing, family M, member 3 (gene plekhm3). The record is from RefSeq and is a predicted model, not a curated record. The transcript has 8 exons. The coding region runs from base 1008 to 3365 and encodes 785 amino acids. Lineage: Eukaryota; Metazoa; Chordata; Actinopteri; Centropomidae.